AUGCCGAGCGCACACGGCUUUGACGUAUACCUGGAGACCAACAGUGGUGAGGAGUUCCCAGAGUACGGUCAUCAGCACCUGGGCGGCUCAAUCGCACGCAGCAAAACCAUCAGUACCAAAGUCCAAGCCAGAGAUAGACAGAGGUUCCGCAUCAGCGUCGGACUUGAGCUACCUUUCCCCUUCUACGGCGAGAAAGGAAAAGCUGCGCUCAAUCCCACCGACGAGCAGUCAGACAGGAUCGGUGACAGCAUCGGGCGGUACAACUUGAGGUCAUCGCUGUCGGGCAGCAAGAAAGAUCAGAAGCAAGAUCGCGCCAGUAGCAACAACAACAGCAGCAACCGCACACGGAAAGUUCCCUUCAACUUCGUGGCAUGGGUCUAUAUUGAUGGCAACGAAACCCCGGAGUGCAGCCAGAUCCUCUACACCGACUUCAACCAGACGCCCCUUGAGCCGUACACCCUAAGAGGACGGUACACCGCCGCACACAAAGGCCGAUCCUCAGGCAGCCUUCAGCAAGAUAUCAUGGUGCAGGAAUGGUUCUUCACACCGGUGGGCAUCGAUGUUCUUCUCUCCAAGAUGGACAUUGCAGCACCCGAUCCCAAGCUCCCCGCCAACGUGCUCGAACAGGAACUGGACGAGGUCAUUGAAGGUCUGGCAGAUGUCAAUGCGGUCAAGAGAAGCAAGCCUGGGCAGAUUGAAGUCCGCAUCACUCGCAUCGUCGACUUGGGACAUGGUUCUCAGAGCGACUGGAGUCGCGCCGAGGAAGAAAGUCAGGAAGAGGAUGCGGAGGGCACUCAUACCGUUUCAGUCUGCGAGCCAUGGCAGAGAAUGCGCGUCAAGGCGUGUGCGUGGCGUGCUUAUGACGAGAGCGAGGAGUACUACGCCAAAUUCAUCUUUCAGUACAUGGCCAUCGAGAAGUUGGUCAACUUGGGAUUGUGCACCGCUGACGGCGAACCGUUGGAGCACCUACGACCGAACAUCGGGGCGAGUCCAAUCUCGUCGCUCUCCAACAGUGCCAGUGCAAGUUCGCAAGCCAGUUCUCUGAAGCGCUUGAGAAGCUAUUCCACACCUAUUCCCAAAGGAGACACGAGUGAACUUGGCGCAUAUCCAUGGUCGACGGACGAGGAGGAUCACGGUACGGCAGAUACAGAGUCAAGCGAUGACAGUGAUCGCCCUCGAAAGCGCCACGAGGCUACCAUUGCGAAGGUCAAGCCGCGUGCGUUCAAGAAACUCACCGGUUCCGGAGUGAAGCAGUCCGCUCUGCAGGGACGUUUUCUCAUGCCGGACUUGAAUCGGAAUGGCGCCGGAGUGCACAAUGAGGGCUCGAAUGGAGUGGAGUUGGAGGAACGCAAGGACAGUUCGGGUGUAGGCGACAAACCGGUAUUGGUGGAAGCGGAAGAUGGUGGAGAAGACAAGAUCGAGUAG
Capronia coronata CBS 617.96 is the source of this 1425-nucleotide messenger RNA. RefSeq lists its product as uncharacterized. The record is from RefSeq and is a predicted model, not a curated record. Lineage: Eukaryota; Fungi; Ascomycota; Eurotiomycetes; Chaetothyriales; Herpotrichiellaceae. The transcript has a single exon. Bases 1 to 1425 code for a protein of 474 amino acids.